CUCCAGCGCGCGCCCCGCGCCCGGGACUAGGCUGGAGUCGCGCGUGCCGCUCGCAGAGAAGCAGCUGGGAGUCCAGAACCGUGGCCGCAGCGCACAGCUGGCAGAGAGUCUCUCCUGGCCACGCACUUGCUUCCUCUGGGGCCUCCAGGAGUCUCUUGGCGCUCACUUUGCCAGCCCGGCCCCAGCAGGCGCCACCGGCCUUGGCCUGGGCUGCAUUUGCCGCUACUCGCUGUGUCCGGGACAGAGGGACGCCCGCCCCGUCACGUGUGUCCAAGUCCUCCGCCAGCCGGGGCAGCGUGGUUCCCAUGGUUCAAGGCUGUUGAUGGAGAAGUGGGCGGAUGACAGCCGGGACUGUGGUCAUCACUGGGGGCAUCUUGGCAACUGUGAUUCUGCUCUGUAUCAUCGCUGUUCUGUGCUACUGUCGGCUUCAGUAUUACUGCUGCAAGAAGGACGAAUCCGAGGAGGACGAGGAGGAACCCGACUUCGCUGUGCAUUCCCACCUGCCGCCCCUGCAUUCCAACCGCAACCUUGUGUUGACCAACGGGCCUGCUCUCUACCCGGCCGCCACCACCUCUUUCAGCCAAAAGUCCCCGCAGGCCCGUGCCCUCUGCCGCAGCUGCUCCCACUACGAGCCGCCCACCUUCUUCCUGCAGGAGCCAGAGGACGAAGACUUUGAAGGGGUGCGCAACGGCGGGGGGCGUGUGGCCUACAAAAGCAUCAGCCAGGAAGAUGUGGAGCUGCCCUCUGCAAGCUUCGGAGGUCUGCAGGCGCUCAACCCCAACCGCCUCUCUGCCAUGCGGGAGGCCUUUUCCCGAAGCCGUAGCGUAAGCACUGACGUGUGACAGGCCUCUAUCCUGCCAAGGCACCCAGCGCUGGGUCCUGAGGUCAUGACAGGAUACCCACGGCACACCCUGGCCCCAUCUCCAGACCUCUGCUCAGUCAGUCUUCCCCGUAUCCUUGUCCUAGGGGCUCCCAAAAUGAGGAGCCCCUGGGCUCUCUACAAGGAUAAAGCCCAAUGAUCCAGAUGUGGCUGCUGUGAGUAGGGACAGCUGGCACAAGAAGGGCAGCAGGGGACAGGAGGGUAAGGUAAGGCUGUGUUGGGGCCCAGGGGCCAGGUUCUAUCUCCAGGAAGUGAGAAGAUGAAUAAUGUCAACCCUAGCAACUUGCCUGUCUCUGGCUUCAUGGUCCUCCCUGUCCAUUCCUUCCUUGCCAGGCCUUGGGCUUCCUCCUGCUUAAGGGAGCAGUGGCCUCGCUGGUUGCCCAUGGCCCUACAAGCAUGAACCUUCCCUAGAGACUAUGGACCAAAUAAAUAUUCUGUCCCUUCACCCUGUCUCCCCUUUCCCAUCCUUCUCUCCAUCUCUCUUCACUCCUUCCCCCAGCCUCUCUGUCUCACGCUCCUGAACCUAGACGCCAAGCGUCUGACACAAGCUUGAGAUGCCCGUUGCUCUGGCCUCCCCCAAGACGGACAAAUCCCCCUGUAAGCAGGGAGAGUUUAGGAGUUACCAGUGUGGACACUUGCUCUGCCACAUCUGCUUUUUGCUGAAAGAAGAGGCAUAGGCACAGAAGCCCCUGCUCUGGGAGGGGUGACACUAAAAUUUACACAUCCGGCACUUAGCCCUAAACCCAGACAAGGGGGAGACAUAUCCAGCUAGGUUGGGGAAGCACUAGAGGUGGCCCAGCUAUGCACUAGAGGUCUCGGUAUCGACUUGCUGUGACUCUUGGGCUUGCUCCCCGUGCAUGUACUUUGGGGGGGAUGGGGAGACUGGCUGCAGAAAGCCUUUUGAACCCUGGUCCUCAGUUGGUACUGAGGUCCUUAGGGGAAGCUGAGCUAUAGACCACCCACUUCCUGUUUCAUGCUCAGAAUGAGGCACCCCGGUCCAGCCAGCCAGAGCUUGCUGCCCCUGUCUGGAAGUCCUGUCUCUACCUAUGCUGCUCCAAGCCUUCAACUGUCUGAGAAAUCCAUGUCAGGUGACUGAGAUGCUCCAAGCCAGGGCCCUAGCCAUCAGGAAUGCAGUUCUCCCGCUCUGAAAAGAGACACCAUUCUUGGCAGCAUAGCCUCGGUUUCCUUUCUGCUCAGGCCCUGCUGUGGAGCUCCAGACAGGAGCAAGUGUCCUCGUGAAGGUGCCUUCCUGUAGGACAGUGGCCACCCCUGAGCCAGACACCACAGCAGAGACCUCCACACUUAUUACAGGCAGCUGAACCACGCCAGUGAGGAUCUGCUGUCUUUGGCAUUCUGAAUUCCUUCUCCUUUUCUUUUUCCUGCCUCAGUUUGGUCUUGCUAGUGGAAUCCACCCUUAGAAUCACAGACAGUCCCAGCCUACCUUUCCCCCCUCUGUGUCCUUUGUCCCAUUCCAUCCUGUGUCAUCUGUCCUUGCUUGGGUUAUGGGUGAAGUAGGGAGGGGUGCUCUGGGCUGUUCUGUCUUUGCCUAUCCCGCCCCCCCCUUUUUUUUUUUACCUCCACCAUCUCUGUAUAGAUCCAUAGACAUCUUCAAAGUAAAUUAAGCAUCUGUCCCUACCACUCAACACCACCAUGGGACUUGCCAGGGACCCACACAGCACCCUGAAAAAAACAAAAGCCAAUAAAUUUGUUUCCCACAGCAUGGUGCAUGGCUGCUUGUCCAUCCAUCCACUGGGCACCUUCAGGUACAGACCCUCCCUGGAAGCAGAUGGAGUCCACC
This is a messenger RNA of Mus pahari (shrew mouse), 2678 nucleotides long. It is a transcript of the gene Fam163b, whose product is annotated as family with sequence similarity 163 member B. The record is from RefSeq and is a predicted model, not a curated record. Bases 339 to 842 code for a protein of 167 amino acids. The transcript has 3 exons. NCBI's taxonomy places the organism in Eukaryota, Metazoa, Chordata, Mammalia, Rodentia, Muridae.